Lodderomyces parapsilosis is the source of this 1029-nucleotide messenger RNA. Its product is annotated as phosphoglycerate mutase family protein. Gene Ontology annotation, molecular function: phosphatase activity. The record is from RefSeq and is a predicted model, not a curated record. The transcript has a single exon. Bases 1 to 1029 code for a protein of 342 amino acids. Gene Ontology annotation, cellular component: cytoplasm. NCBI's taxonomy places the organism in Eukaryota, Fungi, Ascomycota, Pichiomycetes, Serinales, Debaryomycetaceae.
AUGAUUUCAAGCUUGUCCAUAUUUGCGCUCGUGGUUGUCAACUUGGUGAUUGCUGCUGAACCCAAUUACCUUCCUACUUUUACAUCAUCAAAAAAGUAUUUUCAACAAAGCAAUCCAUUGAUUCCUCAAUUUUUAGUCGAUGACUCAACUUUUGGAUUACAUAAAGAUUAUAGCUGGGAUGACGUCGUCUCAAGUUUGAAUUCAAACCAAAAACUCUUUUUUUUGCAAAGACAUGGUGAAGGUUGGCACAAUGUUGCACGAGAGGAUUUGAAUAUUGGUCUCAUCGAUUGGCAAUGCUAUUGGUCGAUUAGAGAUGGGAAAGAUGGCAUUGAAUGGUACGAUGCUGAUUUGACUCCCAAGGGACAUGAACAAAUCAAAAGCUUGGUUAGUCAAAUUGAAAACACAACUUCAUUCCCUUAUCCAGAUAACUUUUAUGUCAGUCCUUUGAGAAGAACUUUACAAACUUGGCAAGAGACUUGGUUAAACUUGCCUCAUAAGACAGCAACAAUCAAGGAGUUCGCCAGAGAGUUGUAUGGUAUCGACACCGAAAGUGAGAGACACGAUAGAACUUAUAUAGAAACCAAAUUUCCUGGGUUUGAGUUUGAGGAUGGCUUUCAACAUGAUGAUGUGCUUUGGAGUCCAAUCUAUAGAGAAGGUCUUGAAAAUAUCUACUACCGUGCUGCUUCGUUAUUGACUGAUAUUUUUGAGGACGCAAAGGAUGACAAGGUUAUCAGUAUUGUGCUGCACGGUGGUACCAUCAAUGCAAUCUUGGCUGUUGCUCAACACAGAUUGUACAACAUCCCCACCGGUGGUGUUAUCCCUGUGGUGAUUGAAAUCCAAGACAAUUAUAAAAUCUACCCCUUAGAUCAAGCUUAUACAAACUUUUUCUUCUGGUGUCCGUUAUCUCAACCUAAUAUCACAACACGGGUAGAUGAUGGUGCUACCAUUGUCACGACGGUUUCAGCUUCGUAUAGUGCGCCAUCUAGCUCUGCUUUGACUUCAGCAGCAGCUUACAAGUCGGCCACAUAA